Penicillium salamii is the source of this 783-nucleotide messenger RNA. Lineage: Eukaryota; Fungi; Ascomycota; Eurotiomycetes; Eurotiales; Aspergillaceae. The record is from the annotation of a GenBank genome assembly.
AUGUACCAAACACGCAAAAGGCCUUCGUGCCUCUCGGUACCUUUCCCUCCCGCACCUACCAAUCUCCAACUAACUUGGCCAGAAAACAACCCGGAGGUGAUGUCACACCUGGUGCACCAACUCGGCCUACCCUCCAGCAUAGGCUUCACAGAUGUAUUCUCAAUCGACGAGCCUGAGCUCCUGGCCUUUGUCCCACGACCCUCUCACGCCCUCCUGCUCGUCUUCCCCGUCUCCAAAACAUACGAAGAGUCUCGCGAAACCGAAGAUGCCACCAAAGAUGCCUACAAGGGCUCCGGUCCCAAUGAGCCUGUCAUGUGGUUCAAGCAAACCAUCCGCAAUGCAUGUGGUCUGAUUGGACUCUUGCACACAGUGUCCAACGGCGAGGCACGUCAACACAUUCUCCCAGGCUCGGAUCUGGAUACCUUACUCAAGGAAGCCGAGGGCCUGGAACCAAUCAAGCGGGCAGAUCUACUAUAUGACAGCAAGGCACUUGAGAGUGCGCAUGCCGAUGCGGCGAAGCUGGGGGAUACUGCUGCGCCGCAAGCCGAGGAUAGUGUUGAUUUGCACUUCGUGGCCUUUGUCCGUGGUGUGGAUGGGACGCUGUGGGAAUUGGAUGGUCGACGCAAGGGACCACUAGCUAGAGGCAUGUUGAACGAGGGAGAAGAUGCUCUGAGUGAGGCUGCGCUUGAUCUUGGUGUGCGGAGAUUCUUGAAGCUCGAGGCGCAGGGCGGAAACCCGGACUUGCGAUUCAGCCUGGUUAGCCUCGGUCCUCUGUUUGACUAG